AUGUCUCCCUGGUAUAAGGAUGAUGAUGAUGAUGUUUAUGGUAGUGGUGGUAGUUGUGACGAUCGUGGUCAUGAUGAAGGUGAUGGAGAUGGUGGUGAUGGCGAUGCUGGUGAUGGCAACCAAGUUCACUGGGUUUUUCUGACAGAUAUUCCUCAAGAACUUACCCUCCAAGAUGAUGAAGCAGUUAUAUCAUGCGGCAUCAGAUUCUCGCCGUCUGGAGCUAAGCUCAGCAAACCUAUCAAGGUCACAUUGGACCAUAGUGCACAUUUCUCUAAUCCAAGACGUGCAGAGAUGGUCUUCUACACGCGUAACAAAGACUCAGAAUCUUUUGAAAGAAUUCCUGCAUCCACCAGCGGUUACCCACGUUGUGAUGUCAGAGCAAAAGACUUGGAUCUUUACGUAGAUCAUUUUUGCGCUUGGUGGAUUGUGGCUAAAAUCACUCGAUACUUUGUUGGAAAGAGGGUCAACUUCACGCCAUAUGCACAUGCACAACCACCUGUCGGGAAAGGGUCCACCCACUUGGUGCUUCUCUGCAUCUAUGACGACCUCCCAGAUGUUAUUAAGGUGAGACAGAGAUUAGGGGGAAACAAAUAG
Molecule: messenger RNA, 594 nt
Organism: Strongylocentrotus purpuratus (purple sea urchin)
Lineage: Eukaryota; Metazoa; Echinodermata; Echinoidea; Camarodonta; Strongylocentrotidae
Exons: 3
Coding region: 1-594 (197 amino acids)
Biological process (GO): netrin-activated signaling pathway
Cellular component (GO): membrane
Molecular function (GO): netrin receptor activity
Source: RefSeq, a predicted model, not a curated record